GCAGGAAACAGGAAAUGUUCACGUUUCAGGGAGGCUGAAGCCAGCGCAGCAUCGUGAGGGAGGGAGCGCCCAGGCCAGCUGACAUGAAGGCUCCCCGUGCUGCCCGCCUCUGUGCCCUGAUAAUCGCACUCUUCCUCACUGCCCGGGCUCAGGAGUCAGAACUGCCUUCUUCUGAGGCAGCAGAAGAGUCAGAAGGUGAGUCAACAGAUGUCACCCAGAAAGCGGAACCUACAGAUGAAGAUACUCCUGUUAUAAGUACAAUUGCUGCACUGACCACAGAAAUAGCAACCACAGAAUAUGAGAAUUAUACCAUCAUUGGUGAGGAGGAUACUCAGCUAGAGCUUAUACUGAUGGUGUUGAUCCCGUUGGUUUUCUUGGCACUCCUACUCUUAUCAGUGGUACUCAUUGUAAUUAACUAUAAAAGAAAAAAAGCUAAACAAGAGCUGCCUUCUAGCCAAGGAUCUCAGAGUGUUUUACAGACAUAUGAACUGGGAGGCGACAACCUGAAAGUCCCUAUUUUUGAGGAAGAUACACCCUCUGUAAUGGAAAUAGAGAUGGAAGAGCUUGAUAAGUGGAUGAGCAUGCAUAGAAAUGCCGACAGUGAAUGCUUACCUACUUUAAAAGAAGAAAAGGAAUCAAACCACACCCCAAGUGAUAAUGAAUCUUAACACUGAAUGGUGCUAAUGUUCUCCAAGAGGAGCAGCCCGGGGGGAGCCCGCUGGGCCUGCCAACAGAGGAUGAAGAGGAUACAGGUUUAAUUAAUUUCAAAUCAACAUAGACACAAGAACCUUCUGCUGCUUCUCCCAACGCCCACUCUUCCGAAGGAUGGCAUCACCUGUACUUGGAAGAAUGUGCUAUUGAGAAGUCCGAGGAAAAGGCCUGGCUGACAUCCAUCGCCGAGGGUGGAGGAGCCAUACGAUACAUUCGCCUCUAAUCAAAGGGUGUUCCCUCCUCUCAGCCAACCUCUCAUGGACUGCAUUCACUCUGGCCAUGCUCUCUGCGUCCUUGUUACCUUUCUGCUUCAUUCCUCAGGGUUUAAAUCAGGCAGCUGUUUUAUCUGUUUCCUUCUGGGUCACACUGUUACCUAAUUAGCUUUGGAUAAUUUCCUCUGAUUAGUCAAGUGGUAGGUCAACUGCAUUCAGCAGGAAGGUUUCUCAAGGCGAGUGUCUCACGCUCGGAGAAGACAGCAAACAAAGCAGGUGUUUUACUGUCUACACUAUCCCAGGAGGUUGGUAAACUGGCUUCUACCUGUCAGGAGGAUACAGCGAGAGUCCACAGUCUUGAGAUGUUGUUUGGUGACCUGUGGACCCACGUCAGCUAGAUCACGUCACUCUUGGGAACUUCUCAGAGGCAUGGGAAUCUUCGAUGGAAGAGCAAACGUUUUCUUUCUCAGCUAAAAUCCUCUACUUUGUCCUCAAAGCUCAUUUUUAAAAAAAUAUAUUUUAUUGAUUUUUCACAGAGAGGAAGGGAGAGGGAUAGAGAGCUAGAAACAUCGAUGAGAGAGAAACAUCGAUCAGCUGCCUCCUGCACACUCCCACUGGGGAUGUGCCCACAACCAAGGUACAUGCCCUUGACUGGAAUCGAACCUGGGAUCUUUCAGUCCGCAGGGCAAUGCUCUAUCCACUGAGCCAAACCAGUCAGGGCCCAAAGCUCAUUUUUGUUCUCACUACAGCUCCCUUGCAUGUAGUAUAUAGGUAGGGUGAGUGGGUGGUGGGGUCAUCUGCCACCUUUGUAUGUCUCUGAGAUCUUUAAGGUCACUUGAAACAAGCAAAACGGGAAUAGCAAAUAUCUGUGGCCAAUGUCACUUAUCUCACUCGGUGUUGGGACACGCUUCAUGUCCUCUCAUCUCAGCUUUCCAGGAAGUCACUAUCAGCCUGUCAGAGAUGACAUUCUGCGUGAUUUCUACGUGGUAUUUGUUGACAUCCUCGCGCUAGAGGAAAUGGCACAAAAUGAAGAAGGGCCUGUUUAUCACUCCCACUCAUGUACUAUCAAUCUCCAGUUAAUCCUUAAUUUUCAAAUUCUGACCUUUAAAGCAAUCUAGCAAAUGAGGAGUCCUCAGGUCAUCUACGCCACCUGAUAUUUUAUUCCAGGAAAGAAACAAAGAAUAAAAGCUUUGUUUAUUUUCCUGCUUCCCAUAUACACUGAGGGGAGAUAAGGUUCACCAAACAUCUACUGCUGAAUCUGGGGCCUUGUGUUUGAAAGGCUGCGUUAACGCAUAACAAAACCCGGACCCUCCUCCCUGUCAGAAUCCCUUACCUAGUAUGUGCCUUCUGAACUAUGCCCUUACCUUUAAAGGCAGGCUUCCAAAUCAAGGAGGUCUUGCCCCACAGUGAACAAUAGAACUGUCUGGCUGUGUUUAACCACCGCUAUUCUGCUAUCCUGGCACUGCACAGAGCUCUGGCAAAAGACGGUCUUCGUGGUAUCUAACUUCAACAGAUUUAUCUGUCAUAUUCUCUUUGGGACAUCCUAAUAUGGCAUUUUUUGUUUGUUUCCACUGCUGUUUUACAUAUUCAUGUUCAACUUGUGGUCCACAACUUGUGAUUCUCAGAUAGUUAUGCCAACAUUGCCACUUUCUGAAUCACCA
Molecule: messenger RNA, 2584 nt
Organism: Myotis lucifugus (little brown bat)
Lineage: Eukaryota; Metazoa; Chordata; Mammalia; Chiroptera; Vespertilionidae
Gene: TMEM154
Product: transmembrane protein 154
Exons: 7
Coding region: 84-668 (194 amino acids)
Source: RefSeq, a predicted model, not a curated record